Molecule: messenger RNA, 1512 nt
Organism: Alosa alosa (allis shad)
Lineage: Eukaryota; Metazoa; Chordata; Actinopteri; Clupeiformes; Clupeidae
Exons: 8
Coding region: 121-1422 (433 amino acids)
Molecular function (GO): GTP binding
Source: RefSeq, a predicted model, not a curated record
AUCAUGUGAUUUACAGGAAUCCAUCUGGGUGGACUAUAAAAGGGAUCUGCCCAUCUACUCUCAACAUUCGAAAACAAGGACUAUGAAGUGUCGAAAGAGGAUGAAGAUAAUUUGCUAGCUAUGGCUUCAAAGAUGACCAGCCCUGCUGAAAGUAUAGGAGGGCAAAAUGGAAGGAACGAGGAGAGUGAGGCAUGCUGGCUCUCAGAUGCUGACAAAAUGGAGGUGGACUGUGAUGAUGGUUUUCCAUCAACUAUAGACCCACAGCCUGAAGAGCCAGUGCAGAUAUCAUCAUUGCCAAAUGACACCGGCCGUGAAGUGUCGAAUAUCAGUGAGGAUGAAGAUAAGUUGCUAGCUAUGGCUUCAAAGAUGACCAGCCCUGCUGAAAGUAUAGGUGGGCAAAAUGGGAUGAACGAGGAGAGUCAGGCAUGCCACCUCUCAGAUGCUGACAAAAUGGAGGUGGACUGUGAUGAUGGUUUUUCAUCAUCUAUAGACCCACAGCCUGAAGAGCCAGCGCAGAUAUCACCAUUGCCCAAAGACACCGAUGGUGCCAGCAGAGAAAAUGAGGGAAAGUCAAAGAUGACAGGUUCUUGGCCCAGUAAAACAGAUCAGAGCCAUUCUUUCAGCUUGGCACUGUUUGGAAGCACUGCUGCUGUGAAGGUUGGAUGUGGGAGCCUUUUAUCAGACUUUAGAGGACGUCCUGGUUUAACACAACUUACUCCAACAGAAAGCAAGAUCGCAGGGCGUGAUGUCACUGUGAUUAACAUGAUUGGGCUGCAUGAAGUGAACUAUUGUCAGCAGUCAAUGGAUAACUACAUGGGUCAGACUCUAGGUGAAGAUGGAAUCCAUGUCUUCCUUUACAUUUUACCACCACACCGGCUUACUGAUGGAGACAAGAUGGCGGUGGAGUGGCUUCAAAGAGUGUUUGGACCUUCCUCUCUACACUUUUUGAUCAUUGUUUUCACCUAUGAAAAUGAAGAGGACUGUGACUCAAUUGUAGAUGACCUGAAAGGAAACACUAUUCUUGAGCAACUGAUUGAGAAGAGUGGUGGGAGGUAUUUCACUUCCAACAAGACCUUAAACAAUGAAAUGGAAAUGAGCUUGCUUUUGAAAAAGAUAGAACUCAUGAUUUAUGAAAAUAAAACUCACUACACUGCAGAGAGCUAUUCUGAACAGCUGGAAAAAAGGCAAACAAUUUCAAAUAAUGAAGACUCAGAUGGCCCUGCAGAAGAUGUUGACCUGAACAUUUCUACAGAGACUGAGGAGGAUGAUUGCAGAGACAAUGAGGAAAAAACAAAGAGUCAAAAAAUUAAAAAGACAUCUCAGCCAAAUGCAAACAAUGGUGGUUUUGAGAAAAACACAGAAACAGAUCCAUGUUCUGGAUCCAGUAAAACAGGAAGAAGAGCAUGGUUGGGAAACAGCUGAGGACCAAUCCAAGAAAAAAGAAGAGCCCAGAAGAGCAAACACUGAAGUGGAAUUAAAAGAACUGUUUAAAAGGUUGAACCUCACAGACAG